This is a messenger RNA of Microtus oregoni (creeping vole), 3194 nucleotides long. It is a transcript of the gene Saxo6, whose product is annotated as Mdm1 nuclear protein. The record is from RefSeq and is a predicted model, not a curated record. Lineage: Eukaryota; Metazoa; Chordata; Mammalia; Rodentia; Cricetidae. The transcript has 16 exons. Gene Ontology annotation, biological process: negative regulation of centriole replication. Gene Ontology annotation, molecular function: microtubule binding. The coding region runs from base 140 to 2353 and encodes 737 amino acids.
AGCGGCGAGGAGUGCGCCGGCGCGUCGUCGGGGACGCCGGCUCCGGGAUCUUGCUAGGGAACAGGUGUUGUCGCCCCGCCCCUCGUGGCUUUAGGUCCCGUUAACUGUCGGCGGGGCUGGCGCCGAAGCGCAGGGCGACAUGCCGGUGCGCUUCAAGGGGCUGAGUGAAUACCAGAGAAACUUUCUGUGGAAGAAGUCAUAUUUGUCAGAGUCCUACAACCCCUCAGUGGGGCGGAAGUACUCAGGGGCCGGACUUAGAUCGGAUCAGUUAGGGAUCACGAAAGAGCCAAGUUUUAUUUCAAAAAGGAGGGUUCCUUACCAUGACACUCAGAUUACAAAAUCCCUGGAGUGGAACGGAGCCAUCACAGAGGAUGCUAUGGUUGUCCCACCUGAGCCCCAGACCCUCCCAACACAAAAUCCACAGGAGACAGAGCCAAAGGAAGAUGCUAACCAAGAAAGAGCUCUCUCGUUAGAGGCUUCCAGGGUUCCCAAGAGAACUCGAUCUCAUUCUGCAGACUCCAGAGCUGAAGGGGCUUCAGGUGCUGUGGAAAAGCACCAGGAUGUAACAAGAAACCACGUUGUGGAUCCCAAAGAAGCAGAGUUGGAACUUUCUACCAAACCUCCUGCAGAGCGUGUAGAUCCCAGGUUGGAUAGGCAUCUUCGUAAGAAAGCUGGAUUGGCUGUUGUUCCGUCGUACAAUGCCUUGAGAAAUUCUGAAUACCAGAGGCAGUUUGUGUGGAAGACCCGUAAAGAGACUGCUCCUGUGUUUCCAGCCAGUCAGGUUUUCCGUAAUAAAAGCCAAAUUAUUCCACAAUUCAAAGGCAACACAGUCGUCCAUGAGACUGAAUACAGGCGGAAUUUCAAGGGUUUGUCUUCAGUGAAGGAACCAAAGCUAAGGGAGGGUUUGAAAGGGAACAGUGGCCUUAAGACAUUGUCUCCAGAGAAGAAGGCAGACGAGCCUUUAGAAUUAGAAGUAGAGAUGGCAUCAGAAGAUACAGACCAGCCUAAAAGGAAGCUUUCUUCGUGGAGACACCAAAGGCUUGGCAAGGUGAAUUCUGAAUAUAGAGCCAAGUUUCUGAGCCCAGCUCAGUAUUUAUAUAAAGCUGGAGCUUGGACACACAUGAAGGAGAACGUGCCAAACCAGACCUCCAGUCUCUCAACUGAAGGUCAUUGUCCAAUCAAUGAUGUAUGUGAUAAGAAGGCUGCUGACAGUUUGUGCCAUUGCUGCACGAAGGAAAGGGGUUCUCUAAAUGCCAUGUGGUAUGCAGAGGUUAAGGAACUCCGGGAAAAGGCUGAGUCUUACAGGAAGCGAGUUCAGGGAACACAUUUUUCUCGGGACCAUCUGAACCAGAUUCUGUCCAAUAGCAACUGCUGUUGGGAUGUCUCCUCAACCACGAGCUCAGAAGGAAGCAUUAGUAGCAACAUCCGAGCACUGGAUCUUGCCGGCAAUCUUACAGGCCACAAGACUCCCCAGAAACAUCCUUCUCCCAAACUAGAGGAAAGAAAAGUUGCCUUGGGAGAGCAGUCCCCGAAAAAUACCACUGGGAAGCAUGCCCUGCAAGAGGCGGCCACCCUGCCCGUCAGGAGGAAGCUGGCUUGGGACUCAGAGAGCCCCAACGAAGACACACAGGAGCAGCCCACGGGAGACGGGGAGGAGGAAAGGGGGAGAGACAAGCAGUUCUAUGUGGGCGAGUCCGAGAAACUGGACACACAGGACAAGUCUAACGCAGACAGAAUGAAAGAAAGGUCGGAGUUAUCUUCUGUUUCCUCAGGAAAGGGGGGAAGGCUUCCCACUCCGAAACUGAGAGAACUGGGCAUGCAGCGGACCCACCAUGACCUCACGACUCCGGCUGUUGGUGGGGCUGUCUUAGUGUCACCAUCUAAAGGGAAACCUUCAACCCCAGAGCAGAGGAAGAGAGCAUCCUCCCAGGAUGGCAUAGAUGCUCCGAAGAGAGACCUUCCUAAGACAGGAAACCACCGUGCUAUGUCUCUGCUGACUUCUCCUGCUGCUGGCAUCAAGACAGUUGAUCCCCUGCCUUUGCGGGAAGACUGGGAAGCCAAAGUUCCAGAAUAUCAGACAAACACCCCCGGGCAACAUUCCACUCCGGGUUUCCUACCUUACUGGCAUCCUUCCAGCAGGAUCCAAGGCCGGCUGCGAGACCCUCAGUUUCAGCAGAAUGUGGGGAAGCCGAGGAUGAACAGUUUGCAGUUACCGUCACCUGAAGCCUUUAAUGACGAAGAUGCCGACAGACUGUCUGAGAUCUCUGCCCGCUCUGCCGCUUCCAGUCUCCAGGCCUUUCAGACUCUAGCGCGAGCUCAGAAAAGAAAGGAGAAUUUCUGGGGCAAAACAUAAACCUGCUCUUCUUAUCUGGAGAUGUACCAGCAUCAUCUUUCUUUCCUGCUCACUGUGUUAGGAUGUUCAGAGUGUUUUAUUUCCUUCUGCUACUUCCAACUUCAUUAUUUGAUUUUUAAGUAGCUCAUCUUACCCAGAAAAUUUUAAUGCAGGAGUAUCUAAAUUUAACUCUUUGAGAAUUCUUUCCUGAAUUCCUGUUUAUCUGAACACGAAGACAUGGAUUAUGUAGUUUCUCACACAUUCUGCCUUUUAUGGCAGGUGUCGGGGGUGCCUGGUGGAAGUGUGAAUAUCACCUGUCCAGAGAAUAUUCUAAAGGGAUAAAAUUAAGUCAAAAUUAAGAUCUCCCAGAUUAUAUUCCCUCCCAGAAUGGUUGUAGCAUUUGUAGCCGUAGUAGUCGUGAAAGGAAUCUGCCAUUCCUUUGACUUUUACUUCAGCGUUUUUAUUAGCUCCUUCUGUAUACAGUGUUAGGAGAAUUGUACUUUGAAAUCCGGCUGUAUAUAUUUUUCUUAUUUAUGUAACAAAAUUUGCUGAGAGACUAUGUAUAUUUUUGAUCCUUUUGUGUAUUCUGUUUGUACAAUAACUGACAUACAUUUGAAUAAUGUCUAGAUUUUGAGGAAUUAUUUGUGUAAUGGAGAAUUAAAACUUUGUAGACAUUUAAAAAUGAAAAUUAAUUGUGCUUGGCUUCUCCAAAAGGUUAUCAUGUGGAAUAAAUGCCUUCUAGAAGCAUCUCCUAGAAUUGGUUAACUAAAGAUUACACUAUGUUUGCAGCUGUCAAAUGCAGUUGGACAGUCUGCAGUAUUUUUUUGUACAAAUACAGGAUUUUAAAAGCAUAUUCAUUAAA